This is a messenger RNA of Xiphophorus maculatus (southern platyfish), 1967 nucleotides long. RefSeq names its product E3 ubiquitin-protein ligase TRIM21-like. The transcript is spliced from 2 exons. Gene Ontology annotation, molecular function: protein binding. Bases 135 to 1451 code for a protein of 438 amino acids. The record is from RefSeq and is a predicted model, not a curated record. NCBI's taxonomy places the organism in Eukaryota, Metazoa, Chordata, Actinopteri, Cyprinodontiformes, Poeciliidae.
UACUGAGUAAAGCAUCACACAGCUAACUAUUAUUGGAUGUGCCGGUGCUGAAGAAGUCAAACUCUUUAGUGAUUUUAACACUUUUAUAUUAAGGCCUCCUGGAAACUGGAGCGUUUCCCUCUGAGGAUGAGGAAAUGUGGAUCAGGGAAGUGGAGCUGCAGGUAACACCGGAGCUGCUUUCACUUUCAGUUUGCUGCUCAGCAGUUGUUCAGACGGUUCUGUUCGGUUCUGUAAACUCUGGCUCCGGAUCACCAGGGCGUUCUAACAGAGUCUCUGCUGAACGGAGGUCGCGGCGCGCAGGCAUGUCCACGGCCAGCUGUCUCCUAUCUGAGGACCAGUUUCGGUGCUUCAUCUGUCAGAAUGUCUUCACGGAUCCGGUCAGCACACCGUGCGGCCACAACUUCUGCAAGACCUGCGUCACAGAAAACGUGUGUGACGAUGUCCCGUUUCAGUGUCCAGUGUGUGAAAAGAUGUUCUUCCCAAGACCGGAGCUGGAGGUCAACACUCUGAUCGCUGAGCUGCUCGAUGAGUUCAGAAGAUCAGCUCUGCGCCAGAACGCAGAGGCAGAAAUCCCAGGUCCAGUUAGCGGUCAUCUCUUCACUAAAAACAGAAAGAUUGCCAUAUUAUGUGGCAUGGUUCUCUUAUUUAUUUUAUCCUCUCAAGUCAGUCGCAGCCCUCCUCUAACAGAAGAAACUGAAGGGAAGGCAAAGGGAAUCAUGGAGGACAUUUGGACAUUUAGUUCAGCAAAGAGAUGCCAGAAUCUGACCUCUGGACAGAACCGGACUGCGGUGGGUUUGCUCUCUGCCGCACAGCUGGAGCAGAUCUUCACUGAGGUGAUGAAGAAGGAAACUCCCAGGCUGCUGAUCCGAGCCGAGCUGAUGAGAGCAAAACGCUACGCCGUGGAUGUGACUCUUGAUCCGGAUACGGUUCAUCCCAAACUCAUCCUGUCGGAUGAUGGGAAACAAGUGAGCUGUUGUAACCCAAGGGGGAAUCUCCCGCACGACCCAAACAGGUUUCUGUAUUUUAAAUUUGUUUUAGGAGAGCAGAGCUUCUCCUCCGGCAGGUUUUACUUCGAGGUCCAGGUGAAAGGAAAGACGAACUGGACUAUAGGAGUGGCCACAGAGUCCGUCUCCCGGACGGAUCGCGUCAGACUGAUUCCCCGGUCCGGUUUCUGGUCCCUAACUGUGAGGAACCAAAACGAGUUCUUUGGUCUGUCUUCCCCUCCCGUCCCAUUAUCUCUGAAGUCUGGUCUGGAGAAGGUGGGGGUGUUUGUGGAUUAUGAAGAGGGUCUGGUCUUCUUUUAUGAUGUAGAUGCUGCUGCUCUGAUCUUCUCCUUCACUGGCUGCUUCUUCACUGAGAGACUCCACCCAUUAUUUGGUCCAGGUCAUAACAACGAUGGGACGAACGGGGCCCCUCUGAUCAUCACGCCGGUCUCCAUUGGCCCUCAGUAACAACCUGAUAAUCCGUCUGCUUCCUUUCUCCUGGUUCUCCAAAUGCUUUUUGUCUCUGAUGAUCCACUUCAAGCUCUUCGCUCAGAUCAGUUUCUACCAUCCACUUCUGAUAAAUACAAAACACUGUUAAUGAAAUUUAUCAUUUUACAGUGAACCUACAUAUCGUUCAUGUAUUGUUAGGUGGAACAUAACCAACGUAUUAGUGGAAAAUAUGCCUACUGCAGAGCACAGUGGAAACUAACUAAAGUCAGUGGUGGUAAUCCUAAAACAUCAAUCAUAAACAUUAGUUCCACAAACGCUAAAAUGCUAUGCUAAUGCUAAUGCUAAAGCGCUAAUAUCCUCCAUGCGUUUCCCUCCACAGGACCACAUUUGUUGCCUGUCACCUACCAUAAUGGUUAGUUACUCUUCUGGAAGUAUUUCCUUGAGCAUAUCUUUCACUCAUGGUUACAUCUUUGUUCAUGUAAGUGUUGGAUUUUUCCGUAUUUAUUUGUCCAGUUGUUGUACACUUUCCACUUG